AGUAAAAAGCAGUGAAAUUUAAAAGUGAAAUUAACGUCACCGUGUCGUCGUUGUUGUUGUUGUUGAUUACCCGGAGCAGCUCUGCUGUGGCUCCUGCUGUCAGGGUCAACUGGAGGUGAGCAGAUGUAACUAACCGGUAACUAACUAACAAACCUAUCUAACUAUCAUGGACAUCCUGAACAUGAUGGAGCGGAGACUAAACGUCGUCCUCCAGAGAAAACAGGACAUUUAUGGGACUGAAGCUCUAGUUUCUACUCCAGCGUAAAGUUACCUCGUCUCCAGUCUGUCACAGAUCAGUCUCUCGCUCUCAUCCCGGUUGUGGAGGCAGAAGAAAUCUGCAGCAGUGGAACAACAACAACACACACACACAGACACACACGGGCGCGGUGUGUGUAGACUUCUUGCCCAUGAAGCUAAGGUGUUACAGGGAGAAGUUGCUGUGAGAGUUUCUGAGGACUGGAUCUUCUGCUGCUGAAUUCUGCGUCCGAGCCUCCGUAUCUGUCCCUCUGUCCGUUUGUGGGAGCCUUCGUCUUAUCCUGGGGUCCCAAGGCUUCACACUGGCUGAGCUGCAGCCAUGGAGGUGGCCCUGGUAGACUUUGAGAGCCUGGAGAACCUCAACAGCAUCGUUGAGGAUGACGUCGACACCUACGCUGAUGAGACCACCGCUCUCACGGUGGACAUGCCUCCAGAUCACCAAAACCCAGGCAGCAACUACCUCCCGAAAGCCCCUCAGCUUUCCUCCACGCCGUCCCACCACGGUGCAGUGCCAUCUAUGAGCAGGCAGGGGCGCCCCAGCUGCGCCAGCAUCAUCUCCAACUGGAAACUGCUGCUCAGCAGUGAGGGCACGAAGGAGAGUGAAGCGAUCUUUAGUAGACUCGCCAAGGAGUGCUGCGAAGAUCUGUUUGUAGACAAACGAGAGUUUGACGAGGGAGAUCAGAAGGUCAUCAUCAACAUCGCUGGUCUUCGCUUUGAGACACAGCUCAAAACAUUGGACCAGUUCCCUGAGACGCUGCUCGGAGAUCCUUUGAAAAGGAUGGAGUACUUUGAUCCAAUGAGGAAUGAGUACUUUUUUGAUCGGAACAGGCCCAGUUUUGACGGGAUCUUGUACUACUACCAAUCAGGGGGUAAAAUCCGACGACCGGCUAAUGUUCCCAUUGAUGUAUUUGCUGAUGAAAUUGUGUUCUAUGAGCUCGGAAACGAGGCUCUGGAGCAGUUUAGGGAAGACGAAGGAUUUAUAAAAGAUACCGAGGUACCGCUUCCUGAUAACGACGUACACAAACAAUUCUGGCUGCUCUUUGAGUAUCCUGAGAGCUCCAACGCAGCCCGCGGGGUCGCACUGGUGUCUGUGUUUGUUAUUGUCAUAUCCAUCAUUAUUUUCUGCCUGGAAACGCUCCCAGAAUUCAGAGACGACUAUGACCCAAUUGUGCCCAUGGUGCUGCAACCUUUGAACCAGUCCAGAGUGUCCACAGCGGUGCCCAGCACCAAGCUCCCGACCUUUUCCGAUCCGUUCUUCAUCAUCGAGUCCGCGUGUAUUGCUUGGUUUGCCUUCGAGCUGUGUGUGCGGUUUGUGGUCUGUCCAAGCAAAAGGGAAUUCUUCCACAACCUCAUGAACAUCAUUGACGUCGUAUCCAUAAUCCCCUAUUUUGUUACUUUGGUUACAGAACUCGUCACAACGCCGGAAAUGGGCUCGGGGCAGAACAUGUCUCUGGCCAUUCUUCGCAUCAUCCGCCUCGUCCGGGUGUUUCGCAUAUUCAAACUCUCGCGUCACUCGAAGGGGCUGCAGAUCCUCGGACAGACUCUCAAAGCGAGCAUGCGAGAGCUGGGCCUGCUCAUCUUCUUCCUCUUCAUCGGAGUCAUCCUCUUCUCCAGCGCGAUCUAUUUUGCGGAGGUGGAUGAGCCCAGCACUCAGUUUGUCAGCAUUCCUGAUGGUUUCUGGUGGGCUGUGGUCACCAUGACCACCGUGGGCUAUGGAGACAUGUGUCCCAUCACCGUGGCGGGUAAGGUGGUGGGCACCUUGUGCGCCAUCGCGGGAGUGCUGACCAUCGCUUUGCCCGUCCCCGUCAUCGUUUCUAACUUCAACUACUUCUACCACAGAGAGACAGAGGCGGAGGAAAAGUUGCCCGUGACAGACAGCGUUGACAAAUCCACGAAGGCCGAGAUGGGAAGCAACACCUCGCUCAAUAUGGCCUCUAAUGGCAUCUGGCAAAAGGACAAAGGCAAAUAAAUGUGGAAGAAGAAGAAGAGAAGAAAAAAAGACAAAAGCCACAAAUCGGGGGGAGGGGACAAUAAAGAUGAAUUUUUGAUGUUUGUGAAGUGUGGUUCUAAUUCUAUGGUAUAUUGAAGCCGAACAAUGCAGGAUUUUUACAGCUUCAGAGUCAUUGUGAUG
Molecule: messenger RNA, 2386 nt
Organism: Solea senegalensis (Senegalese sole)
Lineage: Eukaryota; Metazoa; Chordata; Actinopteri; Pleuronectiformes; Soleidae
Gene: kcna10a
Product: potassium voltage-gated channel, shaker-related subfamily, member 10a
Exons: 3
Coding region: 575-2224 (549 amino acids)
Biological process (GO): potassium ion transmembrane transport; protein homooligomerization
Cellular component (GO): membrane; voltage-gated potassium channel complex
Molecular function (GO): delayed rectifier potassium channel activity; protein binding
Source: RefSeq, a predicted model, not a curated record